Laccaria bicolor S238N-H82 is the source of this 471-nucleotide messenger RNA. RefSeq lists its product as uncharacterized. Bases 1 to 471 code for a protein of 156 amino acids. NCBI's taxonomy places the organism in Eukaryota, Fungi, Basidiomycota, Agaricomycetes, Agaricales, Hydnangiaceae. The record is from RefSeq and is a predicted model, not a curated record. The transcript is spliced from 3 exons.
AUGGGAUACAUACCACCCUUGGCCUCCGAGCUGUUAUCCAUUCUCUAUCUGCUUAAGCGCAACCACUCAUCCAAAAAUCCUUUGGAAAAGCGGAAAACCGCCGCAAAUCGCACACUUGCUCUUGACCAUUUCUCUCCAAAAAUACGGUUUCCUACCCUGCCGGCCUUCAUAGACUCGCUCGCCGGGGUCCUCUUGGACCCCCCAAUGGGUUAUUUACACUCCGGCUUCGCCACGUUCAUGAGCCGUUAUCUGGCUGAGCUGUUAUAUUGCCCUUUUCAAGGCAACGAUCCGCUGAAGCCCAAUGGAGAGCUGUGUAAAAGCUAUGCAUCAGUAGCCGAACUCUUGCGAGAAGAAAAUAGACCCUACUUCAAGAGUUAUCUGAAACGUCAUGGGCAAGUUGUUUGGGACCAGGAGGUUGAAAUUCGACGGGCUAUCUUGGAGAAAAUAGGCGCUACGUCCUUUUCCAGCUAG